This is a messenger RNA of Cicer arietinum (chickpea), 3844 nucleotides long. RefSeq names its product myosin-binding protein 2. Lineage: Eukaryota; Viridiplantae; Streptophyta; Magnoliopsida; Fabales; Fabaceae. Gene Ontology annotation, molecular function: myosin binding. The record is from RefSeq and is a predicted model, not a curated record.
CAUUUCUUUUUACCUCUAAGCCCAAAAUUUAUCGUUUGGUUACCAUUCUAUUAAAUUCAAUGAGAGCCUAUAUCUAAGUCUAAAUAAAACAACUUGCUGUCAACAUUUGAUCUCCUCUUUCUUUCUCUCACAAACAAACACACCAAAUUGUAGUUUUAACAUCUUGUCUGAAAACUCUCUUCUUUAAAACCUUUUUCUUUUUGUACAUAGCAAAAAAACACAAAGGAUCAACCAUGGCUGCUAACAAAUUUGCAACCAUGUUACACAGAAACACCAACAAAAUCACCCUUGUUCUAGUCUAUGCAAUCCUUGAAUGGAUUCUCAUCAUUCUUCUCCUUCUAAAUUCACUUUUUUCUUAUUUGAUCAUAAAGUUUGCUGAUUAUUUUGGCCUCAAAAGACCCUGCAUGUGGUGUACAAGAAUUGAUCAUAUCAUUGAGUCUGGAAAAAGUAACAUGAAAAACCCUUGUAGAGAUCUUGUGUGUGAAGCUCAUGCUGUUGAGAUUUCAAAAUUAGGGUUUUGUUCAAAUCAUCACAAACUUGCUGAAUCAGAUAAUAUGUGUGAGGAUUGUUCAUCUUCUUCAAAACAAAAGCAUGUUGACUUGUCUCAAAGUUUUGGUUUUUUUCCAUGGAUGAAGAAAAUAGGAAUGAUUGAAGGUGAUGAUGAAAAGGUAAUUGAAAAAGUUGAGGAGGGUUUGAAAUGUUCAUGCUGUGGUGUUAACUUUGAUAGCAGAUUCUACCCUCCUUGUAUUUUGAUUAAUCCUUCUAUGAACAUUUUGGAUUAUGAACAGAAUCAGAAUAUGAUCAAAGAAGAGGUUGGUGAUGGUAAUCAUGUGUCAGAUCACAGCAGAUCAGAUUUUGUACUUGAUCAUCAUGAAUAUCAACAGAAUACUGAAGAAAACAGUGGAAAAAUUCAUAUGGUGUUUGAGGUUGAAAAGGAUUCAUGUAUAAAAGAAGAGGAGGCAGAGGAGACUUGUGCUUGUUCUGUUUGUGAUGGUGUCAAAGAAACCAUGGUUGAUGAUAUUUUCAAGGUGGAAUUUGGUGUUGGGAAAGAAAAAAAUGAAACCUUGGAAGAUGAAGCCUUGAAAUUGAAUUUUCCAAAGGCUAAGGAUGAUGAUGUUGAAGUUGAGAAAAGUGAGGAAAUUCAACCUAAACAUCUUGAUUUUUUCAUUCAUGGUGAUGAUUGCAGUUUGAUUCCUGUUGAAAUGGUUGAUUCCACUGCCACAGAAAAUGAAAAUCAAAGUAGAUUUAAUAAGGUUGGGGAUGAACGGUUUAAUGGCAGUGAAGAUUUUAUUCUGGAUUUUGGCAUGAGUACUACUGAUGCAGAAGCUGAACCAGUUAUUGCCAAUUGGCACAUUUCUGGUGACAUUGUGGCAGAAUUUUCAUGUGAAGAGGAUAAAAAUGUCUCCAAAGUAGAAGAAAAUUUGGAGCAGUGUUAUCAAGAUUUGAGAUUUGCUCAAAAAGAUGAAGACUUGACCAAGGAUGAUAAUGUUGAAACAAACAUGGAAAAAAUGAUGAAUGGAGAUGGAGAAUUAUGUUCAAAUGUUUCUCUAGCUUCUGAAGAUGAUGCAUCACAAACUCACGGUGAGGAAUUUGAAGCAGAAGUAUCAAUUGGGACUGAAAUUCCUGAUCAGGAACAAGUGGAUGAGUAUGAAGACCAAGAUAUACAUUUUGAUACAAAUCAAAGAAUGCAAGAAGAUUCAUCUACUAGCUCAGUCAGAAUUUAUGUUCAACAUGAUAGUGGUGAUGAAAAAGGUGAAGAGUUUGUAGAAUUUAAAAACAUGUCACUUGAAGUGAGAAUGCCAACAGCAAGUAACCAUUUUCCAUCAUCAUUGGAGCUUAAUGAGAAUGAGGAAGAAAAAGUUCCCGACACACCCAAUUCUCUAGAUAGUCUUCAUCAACUACACAAAAAAUUACUUUUACUUGAGAGGAAAGAGUCGGGAACGGAAGAAUCGUUGGAUGGAAGUGUAAUGAGCGACAUAGAAUGCGGCGAGGUGACAUUCGAGAAUUUAAAAUCAGCGCUGAAAUCCGAAAGGAAGGCAUUGAAAACUCUCUAUGCAGAACUAGAAGAAGAAAGAAAUGCAUCUGCUGUAGCAGCCAAUCAAACAAUGGCAAUGAUUAAUAGGCUUCAAGAAGAGAAAGCGGCAAUGCAGAUGGAAGCUUUGCAUUAUCAGCGAAUGAUGGACGAACAAUCCGAGUACGAUCAAGAGGCUUUGCAGCUUUUGAAUGAGCUUAUGUUGAAGAGGGAGAAAGAGAAGCAAGAGGUGGAAAAGGAGCUUGAAGUGUACAGAAAAAAGGUUCAUGAAUAUGAGGUAAGAGAAAAGAUGAUGAUGAUAUCCAGAAGAGAUGGUAGUAUAAGAAGCAGAACUACUUCAUCUCCUUCUUGUAGCAAUGCUGAGGAUAGUGAUGGAUUGUCCAUUGAUUUCAAUCAACAAGAAGCAAAGGAAGAAAAUGGUUUUUGCAGCCAUCAGGAAUGUAGCAACCAGAACACUCCUGUUGAUGCUGUCUUACAUUUGGAGGAAUCAUUGGCAAAUUUUGAGGAAGAGAGGUUAUCAAUACUAGAACAGCUGAAAGUGUUGGAAGAAAAGCUAAUUAUAUUGAAUUAUGAAGAACAACACUGCUUUGAAUUUGAUGAUACUACUACAUCAAUAGAACAUCUUUGUGAAGAGAAUGGGAAUGGAUAUCAUGAUGAUGACGAAGAUGAUCAACAAGGCCAUGUAAAUGGAUUUCAAAAUGGUAAUGGAAAGCAGCACCAAGGGAGGAAAAUCAUGGCCGCUAAAGCAAAGAGGCUUCUUCCACUUUUUGAUGCAAUGAGUACAGAAGCAGAAGAUGUAGAGUUAAGUGGAGAUGAAAAUGAAAAUGAAAACGAAUUAGAAUUUUCGAAGUUGCAAAAUAGUUCAACUCAAAAGGCCAAUUUGGAUAAGAAAAAGGUUGGUUUAGAAGAGGAGGUGGACCAUGUUUAUGAAAGACUACAAGUUCUUGAGGCAGAUAGAGAGUUUCUAAAGCACUGUAUCAGCUCCUUGAGAAAAGGCGAUAAAGGGUUAGAUCUUCUUCAAGAAAUUUUACAACAUCUACGUGAUUUGAGGAAUGUGGAACUCAGAGUCAGAAACAUGGGAGAUCUUGCAGUAUAAAAAAUCUAUAUGUGUUCAACUAUACCAAAUAUAUGACAGUUGAUAUAUCCACAUGCUGCAAACCAAGCAUACAUGAGCAAUUAGCACCAUGCAGUGUUCUCUACAUAUAUACACAAGACAUGACACCAAUGCAUCACUUCAAUUUUAACAAAAAGAUCAGUGGGAGUUCCCUAAUGGAGAAGGGAGAGUCCUUGUUGUAUGGUCUGUUUGAUACAAUGUGGUGGACAACAAAAAUUAAGUCUACCUUUUUUUCUCUUCUUGAUAUUUUCAUUUUCUUGUUUUUUUUGUCCAAGUGGGCCCAAAUUUUUGUGGGUUGUGUCUAUCAUCAUUACCUUUUAUGGAAAAGGAGGGUGAUAAGUAUAUGUGUGUGUAGGCUAGUGAGGUAAAGACAUGCUGUCAUUUGUAUUUUGUGAGGAAUGACCUGGCUUGUAAAGCUGGAAAAAUGAGAUCCAUAAAAAAAGAUUCUAGUGCCAGGUACAUAGAAUUAGUUUGUUAGAGAGACAGAAUUAAGGUCACUAGUUUUGUCAUUUUUUACAUUAUUUUUUUUAAGGUAAGAGUGAAAAUUGAGGUAAGUAGCCUCUUUCUCUCAUCUUUUGCAUUAUUGCAUCCUAUGAGGUUUGUUUCUUUUUGAAGACAAAAAGCUGAGUCACUUGUAUACUACAUGUAUUCAUUUGUAAUUUUGUAAUUAAUAUAAAAAAGUGAGUGUUUGUUUAUAA